AUCCAGGUAAGGAAGGGUCUCAACAGAAGUGCCGUAGAAUAUUCACAGAAAAGGACUUUCAUAUUUUCAGAUUUGCACAGGAACAAUGAGUUACGUCCACAAGCUUCAUAACCAAGCCUUGGAACACAGAACUCCAYCCCAGCUUCUUCGCCAUCAUGCUCAAGUAUCCCCUGACAAGGAAGCGUUCGUGUUUCGUGACGCUAACAAAAACAGAGUGGCCAUAACCUUCAAAGAGUACGAAAGAAGAUCUGAAGCAUUGGCAGCAGCUUUGCUGGAAAUAGGUCUUGUUCGAGGCGAUAGAGUUCUUCUAAUGCUGCCAACCACUGAAGAGUUUGUGUAUAUUCAAAUGGCUUUGAAUAUGAUUGGUGCCCUGGCUGUUGUCACCGAACAAGAUGGCUACACCGCCAUUCUUGAAACCAAGAAUCUAGCAUGUGUUAUAGCAAGUAUAGAUUACAGUGUUUCCAUGAACAUAGAGGAAACGGUGCACGAACUGCACGCUAUUUUCCAGCAAAGAACGCUCAAGGCAGGGGUCAUUGCUGGUCACUCUGCAGCUGAUCAUGACUUGCUCACAUACCCGAAGGUGUACGCUUACAAGAAGCUCGUUGACAUGACACAGAUAAAUGAAGAAUGUCGUUCAAGGGUGCAAAGAGCAGAAGCACAAGUCCAAUUUGACGAUCCCACGUUUGUACUCUUCACUUCCGGUAGCACAGGGAUCCCAAAACCAAUCCAGUUUACUAACCAAGCCUUCAUUAAUGGAGCACGAGCGAUUGCAUAUAACGUCGCCGUCAACAAAGACACUGUCUUAUUCUGUGAUGGUCCAUUUGACUGGAUAUCAGGGAUGGGCUUCGGUAUUGGCGUAGUCCUUUUGCUCGGAUCCACCUUGGUUUCCUUUCCACCUCGUCUCGCAUUCAAAGGAGGCAUGACGACUACUAUUAUGAAGAUUAUAGAAGAAGAAAAAUGCUCUCAUGCCAUCCUGUUGUUGUACUUUCUACAGGACAUGGUAUCAAGCCAGGAGGUCCGUUCCAUAGAUCUUAGUAAGCUCAAGUACUGCAUGGUCGGAGGCCAACCUACUUCUGUCUCAUUCAUCAAGAAAAUCUUCUCUCUCUAUCCCCAUUUGAUUAUACGUAAUAUAUAUGGAUCUACUGAGACCAGUCUAAUAGCUUCACAAGAGAUCACCAAAGAUUCUCUAGAUUCUAAGGAUCACAGCCUGAUGGAAAUCUGUCCUGGAUUUGAAGCAAAGAUCAUCGAUGAAGAGGGUUGUAUUGUACCAUUUAAUAAACCAGGAGAGCUGUGUCUACGAGCUGUCUGGGUAUCUUUCAUGGCUGAAGAUGUAAUGAAAGCUCCAAAACAACCUGAUUCCCCAAGAGACGUGUCCCUAGGAUGGCACCACACCAAGGACUUGGCAAUCAUCACUCCAGAAGGAAGGCUGAAACUCCAUGGUAGAAUGGAUAAUGUAAUUAAAUGUGCUUGUGAAUCCAUCCAACCGAUUGAGAUUGAAGGAGUUUUAGAGAAACACCCACAUGUUGAUAAAGUCAUCGCUGUUGGCGUUCCUGAUGAAAGGCUUUACCAGAAAAUAUGCGCCUGUAUUAUAUUGAAAGCGGGUCACCAUGACAACCAAGAARCCCUUCGCGCCAAAUUCCAAGAGUGGUGUAAAGGAAAGUUUAAUAAGACAACAAACGGUUUGGUCCCUAAACCGCAUUAUUUCGUGUUUUGUGAAGAUUUUCCUCUGACGAGAACUGGGAAAUUGAAUCGAAAGGGGCUCAGAGAAAGAGCAGCAAAGGAAUUAGGACGAAUAAACRAAUGAAUAGUGAACGAAUGAAUCCUUUAUUAUAAAACCGCGCGCGAUUGCUUGGCUACCGUGUUUAUAUUAGAGGACAGAGACACUUUCGCUCAAACUCGUCUAAAAAUAUUUUAU
Molecule: messenger RNA, 1915 nt
Organism: Actinia tenebrosa (Australian red waratah sea anemone)
Lineage: Eukaryota; Metazoa; Cnidaria; Anthozoa; Actiniaria; Actiniidae
Product: medium-chain acyl-CoA ligase ACSF2, mitochondrial-like
Source: RefSeq, a predicted model, not a curated record